Solanum pennellii is the source of this 599-nucleotide messenger RNA. Its product is annotated as jacalin-related lectin 34-like. The transcript has 3 exons. NCBI's taxonomy places the organism in Eukaryota, Viridiplantae, Streptophyta, Magnoliopsida, Solanales, Solanaceae. The record is from RefSeq and is a predicted model, not a curated record. Bases 1 to 561 code for a protein of 186 amino acids.
AUGGGAGAAGAACAAAUACUAGUUCAACCAGGGCAAGUGUUGGCUCUUCUACAACAUCAACUGAAUCACAAUCAAGCACAAAGAGAGAAAGAGGUCGACCAAGAGGUUCUACAAAACAGUGCUACUGGAAGGGAAAGAGGAACUGAAACUGGUUUAGCUGGAACUGGAAGGGGAAGAGGAAUUACAACUGGAUCUGUUAAUGAAACAAGGAUUAGUGGUGCUGUCAAUGGUUUUUGUCCUACUGGAAGGGGUAGAGGAACUGGCACUGAUAUUCUUGGAAAAGGAAGAGGAACUGCAACUAGUGUAGCUCGAAGGGGAAGAGGAAGGGGAAUUGGUGUAGCUGCUACUGCUACAGAUGUUCCUGGCGCUACUGGAGGAGUGAAGAGGCCAAGAAUGGUCGGAAUGGGGAUUUUACAUACACAGAGUGAUUUUACAAUCUACAAUCCUGGAAUGCCUAUGAACUCUUCAAUAGUGACUGAAAAUCUUGGGCAUCAUAAACCAAGAUCAGGCUUAAAAUGGAAAGGAAAAGAUGUUGUACUCAACAAGGUUUUCAAGAGAUGAGAGAAAACAAAAGAAGGAGAACAAGGUCUAAUGCAGAU